GUGUGUGUUUGGCAACAAAAUUUCGAACAAAAUCAAUAAAACGGAAACGUGAGAGAGCGCUGCGCAAAAGAGAAAAGCAAACGCAAUCGACCAACGCAUAGAAGAAAACAAGCCGCCUGCCAGCCUGCCAUCCAGCCAAAGCUAAACCACAUUACGAAACACCUCACACUGAAAUUCAGCCACAUUCCUAUGUAAAGCUAAUAUGAGUUAAGAUCAAGAUGCGAGUCCAGGAUCUGCUGCUUACCAUCGCAUUAAUCAGCGCUUGUACGACGCUAACCGUUGCUUGCUCAUCACGUGCCAUCGCCAAGCCGCGGCCUACAGCUGCACCGAUCCUACCGCCGGAUAAUGUAGAGAUUACUACAACGCCAAGGCCAAAUGUCACCUUUCCGAUCUUCGCCUGUCCACCAACCUAUGCAGCCUGGUAUUGCCUAAACGAUGCCACCUGCUUUACGGUGGAGAUUCACAAUGAAAUGCUCUACAAUUGCGAGUGUGCCUUGGGAUUUAUGGGACCUAGAUGCGAGUACAAGGAGAUAGAUGGCUCUUACCUGCCCACCAGGAAUCGGGUUAUGUUGGAGAAGGCCAGUAUUGUAAGCGGAGCAACGUUGGCCCUUCUUUUAAUGGCCAUGUGCUGUGUGGUUUUGUACCUGCGACACGAGAAGCUACAGAAACAGAAGCUGAACGACAGCAGCGCUAUCACCUCGACCGAUGGUGGUGGCUGUCAGAACGAGGGGAUGGACGAGGUGGAUGGUUUGCGACCCUUGCGCCCAGUGAGACGUCCCUUUGGACCCUGCCGCAUCCUAUCGCUGGAGGAGGCUUACGUUCAGGCGCUAGCCCCCAAUCGCCCCAGGCACUGCAACUAACACUCCCGAUAACUAAAAAGCCAGGCUGCUUAUUUGUUUUUGAAUGUCUAACAUGUCCAACUGUUUAUUUUAACUUAUUAACGAAACCAUGAACUUGAGAUGGCUGAUGCCGUAGCUCUAAGUGCCUACUGACGUGCCUAUAAAAAUUUUAGACCAAGUAUUAACAAACAAAAACUGAUUGCUCAGAGAGAGAAAGAUAAAACGAAAUCUAGAUUUAACGCAAUGCAAUUUUGGCAGCUAGCCGCCCAUUUAUUUAUUAUACACCUAAUUCUAUUAAGAGAUCUUAAAACUAUUAACGUUAAUAAAAGCGAUGACUAAA
Drosophila eugracilis is the source of this 1179-nucleotide messenger RNA. Its product is annotated as protein spitz. Lineage: Eukaryota; Metazoa; Arthropoda; Insecta; Diptera; Drosophilidae. Bases 219 to 860 code for a protein of 213 amino acids. Gene Ontology annotation, molecular function: epidermal growth factor receptor binding; receptor ligand activity. Gene Ontology annotation, biological process: epidermal growth factor receptor signaling pathway. The transcript is spliced from 2 exons. The record is from RefSeq and is a predicted model, not a curated record.